Molecule: messenger RNA, 1188 nt
Organism: Vitrella brassicaformis
Lineage: Eukaryota; Vitrellaceae
Source: the annotation of a GenBank genome assembly
GGAGAAUGGAGGAAGUCAGAGCGCACCACGUUCGUUCACAGACAUACAGACGCCUAAAUGCACCCGGCGGCGCAUGCUAAAGACCUAAAAAGUGGACACCGCACCUCUCGUGCACGCGCCAAUCAACCGCCACAAUCACAUCCAUCACAUCGCCAUCGCCUCCAUCACAAAUCCCGCCUGGCCCCUCGCAGGCCCCGGCGCCUCGCCCUCCACCCCGGCAGCCCCGCCCUCCUGGCCUUGGCCUUCUCCGUCCUCUCCUCCUCGUCUCUUUCGAUCCGCUUCUUCUCCCUCUUCUCAUACACCAUCUGGCGCCGCCACAGGCGGUCGAUGAAGGUGCCAACUCCGCCAGUCAGGAGGGCGCCCGUGCGGCUGGUGGAUACACACACCCAUACCAGACACACAUACAGAGAGCUGGAUGGGAUGCUCAUGCGUCUGUCUGUCUGGUUGUGCGUGUCUGUGUGCUGACGAUGGCCAGUGAGAGGGGCGGCACCAGUUCAGCGUGAAAGGGCCGGAAGGCACGCGGUCGUUGAUGGCCAGCGCCUGGAGAAACACGGACCGACACACACACACACACACACAUCGCACCACGGCCAACCAACCACACGAUCCGCAAUCGCAAAUGAAUUGUGCAUCGUCUCGUCGUCUGGUCCGCCCACCGACCGACCUGCAUUUCCCUCCGUACGGUCUCGGCUCCCCCGCACCAGCGAGCACAUCCCCUCUGCAAUCGCCGCCUCCCGUUUCCCACGGGAAAGUCGGUGAACGCCCCCCCCCUUUGGCCGGCGUCGGUCCCGAAGAAGCCGAAAAGUCGCCGGCGUCGCCCGGCGCACACACGCGGAAGGACCGGUUGCGGAAGCCGCGGGAGAGGGUGGGGAGGGCGUGGGCGAGGGGCAGGUAGAAUGGCAGCGGCAGCAGGAUGAACGAGAUGACCGACAAGAAGGGGAGCAGCUGGGUGAUGACGCUAACGGCGAGGAAGAAGAAGCCUAUGGGCAGACAGAUGCACAGACACACACACGAAUGCGGCAGAUCCAUCCAUCCAUUCAUCCAGCAUAAGCCUGCUUGGGUGCACUCACUCCCUCACUGACCUCGUCGCAUAUACUGUGGAUCAUAGAUGCAUCCACCGAGCUACAGCAGGGGGGACGUGGAAGCGUCACGGUGCACCAAUACAACACUUACAACAACUACGAUCCG